AUAAUACCUUUCUACGACAUUUUGCUCAGCAAAAUUCAUUGUCCAAGGAAAGGAAAAUUAUUGUCCAAAGAAACAUAAGACUUGCCUCACUACUCAUGGCAGUCCUUUAGGGGCAGGCAUUACAUCCCCGAAAUAUAAGUCUCUCCCUCAUCUCUGCUCAGUGCUCACAUCCAUCUUCUCCCCCAUCUCGCUAAAAUGGUUUCCAACGCCAAAACCAUAGCUUCGGAGCUUGUACCGGUCCUCAGGGUUUACCAAGACGGCACCGUCGAACGCCUUGUAGGCUCACCCUUUGUUCCGCCAUCCCUCGAAGACCCAUCCACCGGCGUCUCAUCCAAAGACACCACCAUCUCGCCACCUGUCUCAGCUCGACUCUACCUCCCGAAACUCUCGCCGCCCGCCAACCAACAGAAGCUCCCCAUCUUAGUCUACUUCCACGGUGGAGGUUUCUGCAUCGAAUCCGCCUUCUCCUCUCUCUACCAUGACUCCAUGAACUCCUUAGUCUCUCGAGCCAAAGUCAUUGUCGUGUCGGUCGAGUACAGGCUGGCCCCUGAGCACCCUGUACAGGCAGCUUACGAGGACUCUUGGACCGCUCUCCAGUGGGUCGCGUCGCACUCACUUGAAGACACCAUCGACAAAGAUCCGUGGUUGAUCGAAAACGGUGAUUUUGAUAGGGUCUACAUUGGUGGCGACAGCGCAGGAGCUAAUAUUGCACACAACCUGACCAUUCGAGCGGGCGCUGAGGGCCUGUUUGGAGGAGUUAAAAUUCUGGGAGCUUUUCUUGCUCACCCAUACUUCUGGGGCUCGGUCCCAAUUGGGUCCGAGUCGGUUUCGGCUCAUGAGGAGAAUCUGUUGCACCGAACGUGGGCUUUUGUGUAUCCUGCUCCGGGUGGCAUGGAUCACCCGAUGAUCAACCCGUUCGCUCGCGACGCCCCGAGCUUGUUGGGGAUCGGGUGUUCUCGGCUGCUCGUUUGCGUGGCGGGAAUGGACGAUCUGAGGGAGAGAGGAAUUCGUUACGCCCAGGCAGUGAGAGAGAGCGGGUGGGGCGGAGAUUUGGAGUUGUUUGAGGUUGGAGGAGAGGGUCAUUGCUUCCAUAUACUAAAUCCUGGAUCUGAUAGUGCAAAGAAUAUGGUGAAUCGUUUGGCUUCUUUCCUGAAGUAGAUUUCUUUUCUUCUUCUUGUGGUGCACAUGAAUGAAUAGCAACACUUGUUCCCAACGUUGGAAGUGUUUUUGGUUUUGUUUAACCUUCUGUCUAAAACCAAGACUCUGUUUGGAACGUAAUGAAAGAAUAUUAUAAAUCAU
Molecule: messenger RNA, 1299 nt
Organism: Rhododendron vialii
Lineage: Eukaryota; Viridiplantae; Streptophyta; Magnoliopsida; Ericales; Ericaceae
Product: 2-hydroxyisoflavanone dehydratase-like
Exons: 1
Coding region: 196-1158 (320 amino acids)
Molecular function (GO): hydrolase activity
Source: RefSeq, a predicted model, not a curated record